GAACCCGAUUUGCCAACAGCCCGUAAGCUAGCGAUGGAUUUGAAGAAGAACGCUCUAUAACCAUGCAAGGGAACACUCAAACAAGUGGCAUUUGCCAAGCUUGUUCUUUCGUAAUGGGCGUGGGCUCGUUCAUCGUUGUCAGCGAGUUUGCGAGGGAACAGGGCUUGACCCGGAGUACCUUACCAGAAGCCGACUGGUUAUUUGCCUUGGUUCCUUCCGAUUCCUUAUUAUUUCCAAGCAGGCAUGCCUUUGAAGCAAUCGGCGAGCGGCUGAAGCCCCGACACUCAAGAGUGCAAAUUAACGAUGGCUUCCCGCGCGCUACUGUGGCGGCGUGUGGUGUCCGGGAGGUCCUGCUCACCUAACGGUAUCAUGGUUCCGUUGGAAUGGGAGGGGUGUGGGGCGUCUGUUUGCUACGGCAGUUCUGCUGUUGCUGCAGAGAAGGACGAGGAGGAGAAACGCCGUAAAUGGUUCCCUCUGCCCCGCUAUUCCGUGCAGUACGCCUCCAUGGUAGGUCUUCCUCGGAAGGGAGAAAACGUCAUCGCCGAUGCUGCUACUGCCACCACCACCACCACGACGGCCUUGAAGUGGGUUCUCCGUUGCUGCCCAAACCUGCCCAAAUCCCUCAUUCAUAAGCUCUUUCGCUUGAGACAGGUCAGAAUACAAGCUGCGGGACCCAUUGAUUCGGUUUUGGAAGGAACAGAAACAAGAAAUGAUGGACGUCUUCUCAAAAGGGUCUCAGCAAAAAAUACGCUCAACUUAGGGGAUAGGAUAUUUCUUCCUAUCAGUAAUCAAGAUUUACCCAUUUCGAAAGCUGGUCAAUUUUGUAGUUUGGACGAGAUAAAUUACAUACGAAGUCUUGAAAUAUACAAGGAUUCGGCUAUCCUCGUCAUAAAUAAACCGCCUGGAAUGCCAGUUCAGGGUGGCACUGGCGUCAAGAUAAGUUUGGAUGAAUUGGCUGAAACAUUAAAGUACGAGUCCUCAGAAAAACCUCGGCUUGUUCACAGACUUGAUAGAGAUAGUAGUGGUGUCCUAGUAAUGGGUAGGACACAAGCAAGUACACUUUUGCUUCACUCAAUCUUCCGGGAGAAGACUUCUGGAGCAACCUAUACUGAUACUGAAAACAUUAAAAAGGUUUUGCAGAAGAAAUAUUGGGCACUAGUUCUUGGGACUCCAAGACGUACAAGAGGCAUAAUAUCUGCUCCGCUUGCAAAGGUGGUGGUUGAUGGUGGGAAGUCUCAGCGGACAACUAUUGCUCAUAAUGACGAUGCCGUGUCAACUCAGCAUGCAAUAACAGAGUAUCAAGUGCUUAGAUCAUCAAGCCAUGGAUUUACCUGGUUGGAACUCUCUCCACUCACAGGGAGGAAGCAUCAGCUCCGGGUGCAUUGUGCUGAAGCCUUAGGAACACCUAUAGUAGGGGACUACAAGUACGGCUGGAGGGCCCACAAGAAAUGGAAGCCUCUGCCGUGUCCAGAUGAUGGGGAAGCAAAUGAUCAGGAUUCAAAAGAGAAGGCUUCCCCUGGUCUUGACCCUGAAAAAGGAAGCAUAUUGGACGGGGAGCCUGCUUUACAUCUUCAUUGCAGGCAGAUGAUUAUCCCCAAUGUGGAAUUGGCUCUGCAGAAAUUGCAGCUAUCCCCAAACGUUGAUCUUUUGAAAGUGGAGAUGCUUGAUCUUAUUUGUCCUUUGCCUUCUCAUAUGCAGAGAAGUUGGGAUCUCUUGUGCAAUUGAGCUCCUUUUCAUGGAAUCAAGCUCCAACCCCUCACAUACUGCUACAACCUGCCGGCACGUGGAAAAUGUGGAAGGGAAAUAGGAAACCCAGUCUCUUUGGAGUUCGGAGUAUGCAGAAUGCAUGAAUUCUUGCAGUCAUGAGGUUGUGGCUAGAUUUUUUUUUUUUUUUUAUUACGUGAGUUAACUAGUUUUAUGAGUUUUAGCUAUUUUUGUUAUCUGUUUGCGGUAUGUAUCAGAAGCAACAAACUCCCAUUUCUAAGGCAACUUGUAUCAUGAUAAUAAGCAUCUGACAGAGUUUUGAAUCA
This is a messenger RNA of Nymphaea colorata (pocket water lily), 2030 nucleotides long. Its product is annotated as RNA pseudouridine synthase 4, mitochondrial. Gene Ontology annotation, molecular function: RNA binding; pseudouridine synthase activity. The transcript is spliced from 10 exons. Bases 304 to 1725 code for a protein of 473 amino acids. The record is from RefSeq and is a predicted model, not a curated record. Gene Ontology annotation, biological process: pseudouridine synthesis. NCBI's taxonomy places the organism in Eukaryota, Viridiplantae, Streptophyta, Magnoliopsida, Nymphaeales, Nymphaeaceae.